Adineta ricciae is the source of this 1602-nucleotide messenger RNA. The record is from the annotation of a GenBank genome assembly. Lineage: Eukaryota; Metazoa; Rotifera; Eurotatoria; Adinetida; Adinetidae.
AUGUUAAACGUCAAUGAAAGUUCAUCUUAUUCACCAACGAUCUUCUCUCCAACAGUUCAAGCUUAUCUCUACUUGAUUCCAAACAUCAUCGCCAUAUUCACAUCUAUCUUUGUUCUCUAUCAUCUUCUUUUCGAGCGAACACUUCGACAAGCACUCAACAAUCACAUCAUCAUCAUUAUUCUCUUCACCAAUUUCAUCUCUGAUUUCACCAGCACACCAUGGCUCAUCUAUUACAACUUUACCGGAAUCUCUCUCGUACCAAAUCCCAUCUUUUCUCUUGUUUGGGUCUAUAUCGAUUAUGCGAGUUAUGCACUUCAAACAAUGCUCUUCGCAUGGGCAACAAUCGAACGGCAUAUUCUUGUUUUUCACGAUCAAUGGCUGCGAACAACAACUCAACGCAUUUUCAUUCAUUAUCUACCAACAACGACCAUUUUCUUGUAUGUAACAUUGUAUUAUCUUCUCUUAUGUUUUGUCCCCUUCUGCAGCAAUGUUUAUGAUUAUUCACAAGUGUAUGGUCUAGCUGAUGGUCAUUGUGAACUGGAGAAUGUUUUCUUUCAACGUUGGUGUUUGAUUUUUGACCAAACUAUUCCGACGAUGAUUAUCAUUAUCUCUCAUAUCGGUCUGUUAGAGCGGAUUUUCUCAGCAAAACGACGCGCACAUCAAGCAAUCAACUGGCGAAAACAACGUCGAAUGAUCAUUCAACUAUUAUCAUUAUCCGUACUCUUUUUCGUACUAAAUGUUCCUUAUCUAUUUGUAAAACUUGCUUAUACAUUUGAAACGUUCAUUAAUCUUGGAGAUGAGUUACUUUUUUAUACUGAAUAUUUCGUUUAUUACAUUGCAUUCCUUCUACCACUGGUCUGUUACGCGAACCAUAAUGGNAAUUUCAUCUCUGAUUUCACCAGCACACCAUGGCUCAUCUAUUACAACUUUACCGGAACCUCUCUCGUACCAAAUCCCAUCUUUUCUCUUGUUUGGGUCUAUAUCGAUUAUGCGAGUUAUGCACUUCAAACAAUGCUCUUCGCAUGGGCAACAAUCGAACGGCAUAUUCUUGUUUUUCACGAUCAAUGGCUGCGAACAACAACUCAACGCAUCUUCAUACAUUAUCUGCCAACAACGAUCAUUUUCUUGUAUGUAACAUUGUAUUAUCUUCUGUUAUGUUUUGUCCGCUUCUGCAGCAAUAUUUAUGAUUAUUCCCAAGUGUAUGGUCUAGUUGAUGGUCAUUGUGAACUGGAGAAUGUUUUCUUUCAACGGUGGUGUUUGAUUUUUGACCAAACGAUUCCGACGAUGAUUAUCAUUAUCUCUAAUAUCGGUCUGUUAGAACGUAUUUUCUCAGCAAAACGACGCGCACAUCAAGCAAUCAAUUGGCGAAAACAACGUCGAAUGAUCAUUCAACUAUUAUCAUUAUCCGUACUCUUUUUCGUAUUGAAUGUUCCCUAUCUAUUCGUAAAGCUUGCUUAUACAUUUGAAACGUUCAGUAAUCUUGGAGUUGAGUUUAGUUUUUACACUGAAUAUUUCGUUUAUUACAUUGCAUUCCUUCUACCACUGACGCGAACCAUAAUGGUUCAUCCAAUGAUUCAAACAAGUCCGCGUAGGAGAAUUUAA